GGAGAUCACGGCGAGGAACACCGAGUUAUUGGAUUACCUUCGUUCCGAUACUGUAGCGUCCCUCUUGGGAAUCUACCGGCAGCCCGGCAAGAACCGUACUGUCGGACCCACUUAAAUUUUCAAUUGUCGGCAUGGCUCCCGGCGAGCUAAACGUCGAACAUUAACCAAAUUCGGAUGAAUUCCACCUUAUCCCAGACCUCAUCCGACCCGGAGCCCUCUCAAUUCUUGCCGACCCAUUUCGGCCUUCAACCUCUUCCGCAAAGCCAUGUAGAAUAGAGAACUUCGACCACAAUGUCGACCGAUCCGCAAACCCCGCUUACAGCGGGAUCAAUUCUCAACCUCGAUGUGCUCUUCAACAAUCCCGUUUUCGCCGGUGGUAUGGGCCUCGCCGGCCUUGGCGCCGCUGCCGCCUUUGGUCGCCGGGCUGCCAUCCGUGGUGCCGGAUUACUGAAACGUCAGAUGCUGGUCAAUGUCGAGAUCAGCAAGCGUGAUCCUUCCUAUAACUGGGUCCUUGCCUGGCUGGCGCUGCCGCGAGACAACACCGGCUUCAUCGCCCAGCGACUGACGCGGCUCCGCAACCUCUCCGUCUCUACCACCACCAAGUCUAUCAACCCCGGCAAGGACGAAGGGAGCUCGCAUGCAGAUUUCCGCGUGCAACCCGGCUUUGGCCGCCACAUCAUCCGGCACAAACCCGGCGUGUACAUCGCCGUGAACCGGGAGAAGGCGAGCACGACUCAGACGGCAACUGGCGAGCCGCACGAGACGCUGACCCUCACCCUCUUGUGGCCGCACCGACAUGUGCUGGGCGAGAUCUUUACAGAGGCGCACCAGAUGGCGCACCGCUUCCACGAAGGCAAGACGGUCGUCUACACGGCGAAGCGCAUGGAGUGGAUGCCAUUGGGCAAGCCCAGGCUUAAGCGGCCUCUUGGUAGCGUCAUUCUCGACAAGGGCGUUAAAGAGAGCAUCGUAGACGAUGUGAAGGAGUUCUUGGCGGCUCAGCAGUGGUACACCGACAGAGGCGUGCCCUACCGUCGUGGCUACCUUCUCUAUGGCCCGCCCGGUACUGGGAAAACGUCCUUUAUCCAGGCGCUCGCGGGCGAGUUGGAUUACAGCGUUGCCAUGAUCAACCUCAGCGAGGUCGGCAUCACGGAUGAUUUGCUGGCUCACCUGUUGACCCAGCAGCCCGAGAAGAGCAUUUUGGUUCUGGAAGACGUCGACGCCGCGCUCGUCAACCGGAGACCGAGGGAUUCUGAUGGCUACAGCGGCGCCACAGUGACAUUUUCCGGUCUUCUCAAUGCCCUAGACGGUUUGGCUGCCGGCGAAAACCGGAUAGCCUUCCUCACCACCAACCACAUCGAUCGCUUGGACCCGGCCCUGAUCCGCCCUGGCCGUGUCGACAUGAUGAUGCGCAUUGGCGAGGCAACCAGGCACCAGGCUGCCGAGAUGUGGGAUCGCUACUAUGGUGACAUUGACGCAGACCAUUCCGGCCGCGAAAGGUUCCUCAACAGGCUAGAUGAGCUCGGACUCUUUGGCGAGAACAACCAGGACCCCGACGCCCCCAAGAGACAUACCUCGACGGCGGCUAUUCAGGGUCUGUUCCAGUUCAACAAGAAUGAUAUGGAAGGUGCUAUUAGAAUGGCUGAGGGCUUGAUUCCCCGGACCUUUGUGGCCGAAAACCCUUCAAGUGAUGGCAGCAUGAAGUCUCCGGCAUGAACGAGGAUGGACGGCCUGGCACGAAAUCAUGUACGAAGAGCUGUAUAACAAGACAUUGUUCAAGAACAAAAAGAAUGAUACCCAUUAUAGCAACCCGUCCUAGAUGCCAUGUUUGAAUGAAGUAUUGAAUCCGCUUUGCUAUCAUUGUCGUCAUGUCAAGGCUAUGUAUGGUUCAUCGUAUUCUCGGAAGUGAACAUCAUAUUUGGAGAGAAGGGUUGCCUCGAUGAGCGGGCUCGAAGAAGUGUACAGUCUUUCUAGACGACACUUUUGAUCACGCUGGAGUGGGAGGGUCAAAUAACAGGGCAUGCAUAGGGUUUCUUUCCCUAAUCAUCCUGUAC
This is a messenger RNA of Neurospora hispaniola, 2051 nucleotides long. RefSeq names its product BCS1 N terminal-domain-containing protein. Gene Ontology annotation, molecular function: ATP binding; ATP hydrolysis activity. Lineage: Eukaryota; Fungi; Ascomycota; Sordariomycetes; Sordariales; Sordariaceae. Gene Ontology annotation, biological process: mitochondrial respiratory chain complex III assembly; protein insertion into mitochondrial inner membrane from matrix. Bases 292 to 1713 code for a protein of 473 amino acids. Gene Ontology annotation, cellular component: mitochondrial inner membrane. The transcript has a single exon. The record is from RefSeq and is a predicted model, not a curated record.